Molecule: messenger RNA, 1342 nt
Organism: Phytophthora infestans T30-4
Lineage: Eukaryota; Oomycota; Peronosporomycetes; Peronosporales; Peronosporaceae
Product: pyruvate dehydrogenase E1 component subunit beta
Exons: 2
Coding region: 50-1129 (359 amino acids)
Biological process (GO): pyruvate decarboxylation to acetyl-CoA
Molecular function (GO): pyruvate dehydrogenase (acetyl-transferring) activity
Source: RefSeq, a predicted model, not a curated record
UUCCUAGUUCGCGGCGCAAGCACUCCCCCUCUCCUCGAGACAAUUUGAAAUGGCUCUCCGUCGCGUCCUCACCACCAGCAAGGCCUUUAAGGCGACCCCGAGCCUUCUGCGCCGCUCCAUGGCCACUGUGGCCGACGAGAUGACGGUGCGUGACGCCCUCAACACGGCCAUGGACGAGGAACUCGCCCGUGACGACGAGGUCUUCCUCAUGGGUGAGGAGGUUGCUCAGUACAACGGCGCUUACAAGGUCUCCAAGGGACUGUGGGAGAAGUAUGGCGACAAGCGCAUCAUCGACACGCCUAUUACGGAGCAGGGCUUCACGGGUCUAGCCGUCGGUGCUGCCUACCACAACACCAAGCCCAUUGUCGAGUUCAUGACGUUCAACUUCGCCAUGCAGGCCAUUGACCAGAUCAUCAACUCGGCUGCUAAGCAGUACUACAUGUCUAAUGGCGACAUCCACGUGCCCAUCGUCUUCCGUGGCUCCAACGGCCCUGCUGCCGGUGUUGCUGCCCAGCACUCGCAGUGCUACGCCGCCUGGUACGGCAGUGUGCCUGGCCUUAAGGUGGUCUCCCCGUACGACUCGGAGGACGCCCGUGGUCUGCUUAAGGCCGCCAUCCGCGACCCCAACCCGGUCGUUGUGCUGGAGAACGAGCUGUUGUAUGGUGUCUCGUUCCCCAUUUCGAAGGAGGCCCAGGACAAGGACUUCUUGAUUGAGAUUGGCAAGGCCAAGAUCAUGAAGCCGGGUAAGGACGUCACUCUUGUGGCAUUCUCCCGCAUGGUGGGCGAGGCUCUUGAGGCUGCCGCUGCUCUGGCCAAAGAGGGCAUUGAUGCCGAGGUGAUCAACCUCCGCUCGAUCCGCCCGUUCGACCGUCAGGCUAUCAUUGACUCUGUGAAGAAGACCAACCGCAUUGUGUCAAUUGAGGAGGGUUGGGGCCAGCACGGCAUUGGCGCUGAAAUCGCCGGAAUUAUCAUGGAGACGGAGGCCUUCGACUACCUGGAUGCCCCUAUGGAGCGCGUGACCGGCACCGACGUGCCCAUGCCGUACGCUGACAACCUGGAGAAGUUGUGUCUGCCGCACAUUGAGGACAUUGUUGCUGCCGCUAAGCGCACCGUGGCCCGCAAUCUGUAAGCAAAGCACCUCUAUAACCAUGGACAACGUCGUCAUCCUCCAUCUCCAUUUUACUUCGAGAACCUCGCGCUAUGAAGGAAAACAGAGCGAGGGCGGAGCACAUGCUCACUCACGACUACGCAGGCAACAAGCAUCGUGCGCAAAGGCAGUAAGGAGUGGAGUGAUUGACAUUAGGAAGGGUGUAAUUAAUCGAACCCGAUAGACCACAACGCA